This is a messenger RNA of Melozone crissalis (California towhee), 1434 nucleotides long. It is a transcript of the gene IL17REL, whose product is annotated as interleukin 17 receptor E like. Bases 1 to 1434 code for a protein of 477 amino acids. The transcript has 17 exons. Gene Ontology annotation, molecular function: interleukin-17 receptor activity. The record is from RefSeq and is a predicted model, not a curated record. Lineage: Eukaryota; Metazoa; Chordata; Aves; Passeriformes; Passerellidae.
AUGAUAAGUUCUUAUGUUCAGAUUCUUCUAAUAAUUCUGUUUUGGAAUGCUGAUUGUCAGAUUAUUCCCAGGAUUGAAGAAUGUGGACUUUCUUGUUCUCAGGGGAUUCACUGCAAAAGCAAACCUUCUGGUGGCAUUUUUAACGGCUUCUGCCAUGAUGCUCCUGCAUCUUUAUCUUCUAUGGUACUGAAAAGCAUGAAGAUCUCAACAGUGAUGAAAUGUGUGCAAGGAAGCCCAUGCUCUCUUCAUUUAAACAUUAAAGGAACACUGAGUCUGGAUGAGAAUGUCCGUGGGCUGGAAAUAUGUUCUUUUUCACUGGACACACAGCAAUCUCAAUGCAUAAAUGUGAGAUUCACCAGGAAAAAAAGCAAGAUGCUUAAUGGAAAGAAGGUACAGGUACAAUUCAAUUGCAUUGAAGUCAAUGUAGCACAACACAUCUAUGUGACCAUGAAAACUGUACCACAUUACUGUGAAGUCAAGCUGAGUCAGCAAUACUAUGUUGAAGAUUGCAGAAACAGUGAUGUGGGAAAAUAUAUUCCAGCUUGUUCAGCUGGAAAGUUAGCUUAUAAUUUAGACAGGGCAAGGAAAAUGGUAACAGUGAAUGUGUCCAACUUUCCCCGAGAUCAAGAUUACUACGUUCGCCUGUGCCACAAAUGGUUCACCUGUGAAGAUGCUGGGGCAUUUGCUGUGAUAAAAGGAAAGGAAUCUUUUAAAUCCGUUUCUCUGAAAUAUUCUCAGCUACUCCCUUGUCUUUGCAUUGAGGGUUGGCUGGCACUUCCAGAUGCAAGGAGGGUACAGCUUUGCCCCUUUGAAAAUGAUACACAGGUGCUAUGGGACAAUAUUGUUUAUAACCCAUCAACACAAACCCUUGCCUGGGAGCCAGCCUGUCCUGUCCUUGUCAUGGUUAACCUCUGCAGGUUCACCAAGUUGAAUGACCACUGUGAAGAUAUAGAAAAAUCUUUCAAAAAUUCUUCUGAGAAACAGGUCAAAUAUUCUCGUGUGGACACUCACCCAAGACUUUGCAUGAAGUUUACCACCAAACGAGGAUCCUGGAUUAAAUGUCCAUUUGCUCAUGGAGAAUUUCCAGCCUGGAAAAUGAGGACUGCUGCAGUUGCAGAACAAAUACAAGUUUUCUUCACAUCCCAAACCAAGGCACAGUUCUCAGUGCUUGUGUGUAACAGGACGCAGAUGGCUUCAUGUGAAUCUCUUGGGAUGCACCAUUCAGUCUCUGUGGGAGAUCCUGUUUCAAUCACUAUGUCACAGGAAAUGUGUGGGUCAACAAUUUGCAUUCAGGGCUGGAGAACAGAUGUGGAUUAUUCAGUUCCACUGCAGAUCUGUGAUACCUUCUGUGGUUUUCAUGGUCAGUCAUACAGUGAUGGAAAUCCACCAAAAGCCAUGACACACAGGAUGAAGAGUGUGGAGUCCUUGCAUUGA